GGUGGGGGGGAAAGAGAAAAAAAAAGAGAGAAAAAGUGCUGUCAAAAAAAAAGUGCCUGGUGUUGUCUUGCCUGUCAGUUCCCGCUAAAGAUUGAAAAGGUAUUCAUCUUCUCUUUGAUUGAAUACCUUUCUGCAAGAGGAUGUUCGUUUCCAAUGUACACAUUUGAUGAACAAACUGAACCAGCAGCGCAUGUUUGAGCCUCACCUCUGUGAUGAUAUCGUCGUGGUGAGUCUGAAGCAGUCAUUUGUUGCUCUCCAAACUGUGUUGACGUCUUUCAGCCAGUUAUUUCUAUUGCUCUUGACCAGCACCAAGCAGUUGAAGCAAGUGAAACGAUAUAUUGGGUCUCUAAAGUUGCAAAGCUUCAAUCAGAUCUUUUGCUUUAUUUAUACGUCUACGCUUUAUCUGAUUGCAUGUGGUGUACAGAAGGUGAUAAAUAUAAUCAGUAUCCUUCAGAUGAGUCACAUUUCCAACCCUUGCCAGAAACUGAUUGACAGUCGUACUUUGCGUUUUGCUGACAUGGCCCAGGAGGGCCAGCAAUGCUCUCAGAUUUCUCCUCCAUUUUACUGUAAUGUUGAUAAAGAACUUGAUUUAUCCACCAAGAUUUACCCCAGGGAAGGGAGUAAACCGUAUUUGAUGAAAGUAGAGGAUAAGAUGGCUAAGCGACACCUGAAAGCAAGAGACCAACCAUAUUAUGAAGCGACUGAGGCAACGGAAGAAGACAUUCAUGGAAUGGAAGGAGAUGCAGAGGACUCUGAUGACUCGGAUGAGCAGCGAUCCUAUAACCGGGAACAAAUCAUAGUUGAAGUGAACCUUAAUAACCAGACUUUACACGUUUCAAAAGGGACAGAAGGUGUGUCUUCACAGUCUGAGAAAACUACCAUUGUUAACUCCAGUGAUGAUGAGGAGAACGAUGAGGGUGAUGAUGAAGAUUACGAAGAUGAUGAUCAGGAUGCAGAGAAAGAAGACAUGGACACCGACGAAGAUGAUGAACCUGAGGAGGAGGAGGAAGAGGAAGAAGUCGAAGAAAUCAAGCAAAGAAGAUCCAAGGCAACUGAUAAAAUAAAGACAGCAGAAGCAACUCUUUCGAGGGAAAGCACAAAAAUGGACGUGACCCAGCGGAGGAAGACGAGAAGUAGAAACGCUAAAGUCACGUCCCCAAAAGAGAAACAGUUUGAAGAGAAACAAAAUCUCACCUGUGAGAAAUGUCCUCGGGUCUUCAACAAUCGCUGGUACCUUGAAAAACAUAUGAAUGUAACUCACAGUCGGAUGCAGAUCUGUGAUAAGUGUGGGAAAAAAUUUGUGCUAGAGAGUGAACUGGUACUUCAUCAACAAACUGAAUGUGAGAAGAACAUCCAGUGUGUAUCCUGUGGAAAGUCUUUCAAGAAGCUAUGGUCUCUGCAUGAGCACAUUAAAGUUGUUCAUGGCUUUGCUGAGAAGAAAUUCUCCUGUGAGAUUUGUGAAAAGAAAUUCUAUACCAUGGCUCAUGUCCGAAAGCAUAUGGUCGCACAUACAAAGGACAUGCCAUUCACCUGUGAAACGUGUGGGAAAUCGUUCAAACGUAGCAUGUCACUAAAGGUUCAUUCUCUUCAACAUUCAGGAGAGAAGCCUUUCAAAUGUGAGAACUGUGAUGAACGUUUUCAGUACAAGUACCAACUUCGCUCUCACAUGAGUAUCCAUAUUGGUCACAAACAGUUUAUGUGCCAGUGGUGUGGGAAGGACUUCAACAUGAAGCAGUAUUUUGAUGAACACAUGAAAACACAUACGGGGGAAAAACCCUUCAUCUGUGAAAUCUGUGGCAAAAGUUUCACAAGCCGCCCGAACAUGAAGCGCCAUCGCAGGACCCACACGGGCGAGAAACCUUAUCCCUGUGAUGUCUGCGGCCAGCGAUUCCGCUUCUCCAACAUGUUAAAAGCCCACAAAGAAAAGUGUUUCCGGGUCACCAGUCCAGUCAACAUCCCGCCCACUACAACCACUGCCUCUGUGGCCGUCGCACCCAUUUCCUCGCCACCGCCAGUCACCAUAAGCUCCAUUGGCUCGCUUCCUCCACGACCCAUCCCCCACCCACUCUCCCAUUUACAUCUCCACCCACAUCAUCACACACUUUCGAUGCCUCCUGUCGCACACCUACCACCCCCACCCGCCCUCUUCAACGCUGAAGCGAUGAACCAUAGAUGCCAAAGUGAGAGUUCGUUCCUGCGUCAUAUUUCUGAAAAACACAGUGCGGCAGGUGGAAGCCACCACCACUGACACUUCAAUACUUUUCCCGAACGGCGUGCAAGAGUAUUUGUCCAAACCCCCCCACCUAUUAACUGAACUAAGCACCAUAACAUUGAGACUCGAAAACAAAGAAGAUUGAGCAAUCAUGCGGAAAUUUCAAAUAUUUUACUAAACGUCACUGUUCUUGUUUCAGUUGUGUAAACUUGAGGGCAGAACAGGCAACCAAAUUUCGACUAAUAAUUCCAUGUAUAAGGAUAUUAAGCUGCCUAUAUACGAUGAACAAAGUUUUUCAUUUUUAGGGAAUGAUGUAUUUGUCAUUUCAUAUCUGUUAAGAUAUGCCUAAUUUUUUUUUACCUUGAGUUACUCCUCUUGCAUUGAGGAAACAAAAGGCUUAUUUCUAUCACAUUGAUUAAAUAUUCUGGGGAAAUUAAUUACUAAAUUCAAUGGUCCCAUUGUCUUGUGAGACAUCAGAGCAUUACGUGUAUCACAAUGUGCUGAAAGGAUAUUUCUGAAGCUAGUAGUGCUGACUAGAUCAUGUUCUAGCCUAACCUGUCACUAUGAAGCAUUAUGGAGAAGUACUGUUAAUACAGCUUUCAUUUUACUACAGAAUUAUUCUUAGAUGUUUGUAGCAUAUUUAGAAACCGUUGAUUCAAAGAUAACGUGUCACAAAUUGUGGUAAUAAUUAUAUUUUUGUUCUUGUAGAUGUUAUGUUCAUAAAAUUCAGUUGAAUAAUCACUGCAUUACCCAUAACAUUCAGUGAUGUGACAAUUAACGUAUACAGAUACUCCACGACAGAGUACACUGUGAACAUGUCUGCAGCUGCAUAUACUUCUUCAUUCUUUAUAUCUUCCACAUAUUCUAGACAAUUGCCAACUUGGUACCAUUCUAUAUUGGGGUAAAACCCGGGAAUGAUACCUAUUCACAAUGAUUCAGUUGAUCUCCUUUACUUCCAAGCUAUAUAAGGGGAUGACUUCCUACCCGGAAAAUCCCCGUUUGUUGCCCAAGAUUAAUGCAAAAAGGGUUUUUUUGUUUGUGAGUUUUAACUGACUCUUAUUUACCUGAGAAAAUGCCCAACUAAUGCUGAUUUUACAUGUGAAAUAUAACUUCACAGUUGUAGUCAACAAUGAAUGUCUUGGUUGCCAGAUAUCCAGCAAGGAGAUGGGGGGUUAUAAGAUUUGCCCAAGUCCAUUGCAGUGCCUUGAGGCAGUCAUCAGUCACUGCUCUUGACUCAGCAUCCAGUAGGGAAAACAGCACAAGUGACAAACCAAUUUAUCAUUCAGUCAAAUGAACGUCUGAUUCACCUGACGUUUUUCCAAAACUUACUGAAUUGAGAGACUGGACACAUUCCAGUCCACCAUCUCAGGAUCCACCAGAAAAUGUAUGCAUAGGAAGUCCCUGUCAUCCUCCUAAUCCCAGACUAGCCUCAAAUUGGUUCUUCUAGAUCCUGGCAUUAAGCAGUAUUCCUUCGAUCUAUCCUGUUCCCAACGGAACAAUCUGCUCCCAGGUGUCUGCCUAAAAACUUAUCUUUGCUAGUGGUGCUAGGUUUGGUUGGUGCUGGUUGCAGUGAUGAAGUUGUAAAAUAACUGAUGAUUGAAUCAACUGAUGAUUGAACUCGGUUUGAUUCUGGUGUUUUGCUCCCAACAAUUUCCAGUCCUCAUGACAAGUUUUUGUCCAGCCUGCUUUCUUGAUAAUCAUCUCCAGCAGUGGGUAAUCUAUCCUUUCACCAGCGUCCUCAUCAAAACCCAUUUGGAAUCUGACUGUCUUUAGGUUGAUGUUUAAUCUAACGUUUUUGUGUAUUAAAUCACGUUACAAAUCUUCACAAAAUGAUUUGUGGCUCACGGAUUUUGGAUAAAGUCAUCUCCCAUGAGUAGCUGGAUAAGUGAAAUGUAUCCUCCGUUAGCAGGUAAUGAAUCUUUCAACUUGGGCAAGGAUAAUAAUAAUCCUUGCAUUUGAUAUAGCGCCUUAUCACAUCUU
Molecule: messenger RNA, 4192 nt
Organism: Callorhinchus milii (elephant shark)
Lineage: Eukaryota; Metazoa; Chordata; Chondrichthyes; Chimaeriformes; Callorhinchidae
Gene: znf652
Product: zinc finger protein 652
Exons: 6
Coding region: 167-2248 (693 amino acids)
Biological process (GO): regulation of transcription by RNA polymerase II
Cellular component (GO): nucleus
Molecular function (GO): DNA-binding transcription activator activity, RNA polymerase II-specific; RNA polymerase II cis-regulatory region sequence-specific DNA binding; protein binding
Source: RefSeq, a predicted model, not a curated record